Canis lupus familiaris (dog) is the source of this 2296-nucleotide messenger RNA. It is a transcript of the gene ZDHHC19, whose product is annotated as zinc finger DHHC-type palmitoyltransferase 19. Gene Ontology annotation, biological process: peptidyl-L-cysteine S-palmitoylation; protein targeting to membrane. Gene Ontology annotation, cellular component: endoplasmic reticulum; Golgi apparatus. Gene Ontology annotation, molecular function: protein-cysteine S-palmitoyltransferase activity. NCBI's taxonomy places the organism in Eukaryota, Metazoa, Chordata, Mammalia, Carnivora, Canidae. The coding region runs from base 93 to 1088 and encodes 331 amino acids. The transcript has 11 exons. The record is from RefSeq and is a predicted model, not a curated record.
UGAGGCUGCUGUGGCCAUGGGGCUCCUAGAGCCGGCGGGGGCGAGGGAGCCUGGUGGCCCUGGUCUCCCCUGGAGGCGAGGGCGGUCGGGCCAUGCCGCUCCUGAAGGCGCCCCAUCUGCCGCCUCGGGCCCCGCUUCCCUGGAUCCUCCCAAGCCUGUUUGCCGCCUUCAACGUCGCGCUGCUGCUCAUUUUCAGUGGCCUCUUCUUCGCCUUCCCUUGCAGGUGGCUGGCCCAGAACGGGGAGUGGGCCUUUCCCCUGGUCACGGGCCUCCUCUGCGUCCUCACGGUCUUCAGUCUGGUUUCACUCAAUUUCUCAGACCCCGGCAUCCUGCACCAAGGCUCCAACGAACAGGGCCCCACGAUGGUGCACGUGGUAUGGGUGAACCACAGAGCCUUCCGCCUGCAAUGGUGCCAGAAGUGCUGCUUCCACUGCCCGCCCCGGACCUACCACUGUCCCUGGUGCAACAUCUGUGUGGAAGACUUUGACCACCACUGCAAGUGGGUUAAUAACUGCAUUGGUCACCGCAACUUCCGCUUCUUCCUGCUGCUGGUCCUGUCCUUAUGCCUCUACUCGGGCGCCAUGCUGGUGACCUGCCUCAUCUUCCUGGGGCGCACGACCCACCUGCCUUUCUCCCUGGACAAAGCCAUGGCCCUCGUGGUGGCGGUGCCGGCCGCCGGCUUCCUGGUGCCGCUGUCCCUGCUGCUGCUGAUCCAGGCGGCGUCGGUGAGCGCGGCCGAGCGCUCCUACGAGGGCAAGGGCCAAUACCUGCAGGGAUACAACCCCUUCGACCGCGGCUGUGCCAACAACUGGUAUUUAACGAUUUGUGCACCGCUGGGACCCAAGUACAUGGCCGAAGCUGUCUGGCUGCAGAGGAUGGUGGGGUCCGACUGGGUGCCCAAGCAGAACCUGCACGUGCCACUGUGCCCCUCGGCGCUCCGUCUCCCAGCCCUCCCAGGGCCCGGGCCUGGCCCCCAGGCCCAACCUCCCGGUCUCUGCAAGCCAGGGACGGGUCCCCCAGGGAGUGGUGAGGCUGCGGCCCUCCAGGAGUCCUGGGGCCGCCGUCUCUGUUCGUGCCCCCUGUUCUGACCUUCGUAAUGACCCGGGUGCAGCAGCCCCAGAAGGGAGCCCCAGCUCGGUGGGCGGGCCUGCGAGGGGCGAAGACAAAGCCUAGAGCGAGCGGGAGCCGGGCCGGCUCCGACGAGGAUCUCCGGAGGGAGAGCGCUGACUGCUACAGGGAACAUGUCUCCACGUUAAACUGAGAAGCUGACACUCAUAAAUAAAGCAAAAAAUGUGAAAUAAGAGAACAUCCUAGCAACACAUAAAUCAGCGCAGGAUUAGGGUCCAGAAUACAUGAAGAACUGGAAGUAAGUAAGAAGAAAAGACAAGGAACACGCGACCAUGUGUUUUGCAAGAGAAAACAUCGUCAGCCAACACGGAGAAAGAUGUUUAGCUUCCUUAGGAAUCAGGAAUAUGCAACUUGAAGACACCAGGAAAUACCACUUUCCAACCACCAGGCAGGCCAAGGGUUUAGCCGUUAGGAUGGCCUCGCCACGCGUGCUGCUGCUCUGACUGCUGCGCCAGGACCCAAGGGCCCGUCCCCUGUAGGGCCCCGCAUGGCGGGAUCGGGGAUGGGGCCGCCGCCCUUUGCGCCGUCAAAGAGCCGGCUGAAUGAUAUUCCGCUGUAUGCGUAUGCCACAUUUGGUUUAUCCAUUUGUGUCGAAGUGGACACUUGAGUUGCUUCCCCCUUUUGGUUCUUGUGAAUCUUACUGCUGUGAACAUGGGUCUCCGCAUAUCUCUUCGAGAUGCCAGUUCUUUUGGAAACAUACCCAGAAAUGGAAUUGCUGGGUCAUAUGGAGGAUCCCAUGCCUAGCCGUAUGUCCUUCUGGCCUGACGUCUGGCAUGGAGCAAAAGAAGUGGAGCUGGGUUGCCUGCAGCUGCUCCCAAAGGCAGUGCACGGAAAAAAAAAGGUCCUCAACCAAACUGAGGCAUCAGCAGGGACCUGUUUUGGGCUCUGAAGAGGGUCAAAUAAGUCAGAAACGGGCAGCAGAGCAGCGGGCAGGAAGCAGCAACGGCAGCCCCGUGCAUCCCCGCACCUGUGAGAUGGCCUCCCAGACGACUACUGCCCCAGUGAGGUGGAGCAUCACAGAAUUUUCUGUUUUUGCCUUGAAAUAGCUAGAGGCAGAGGGAUGGCCUAGUUGACCUUCGGAGGGCCCAACCAGCAGCACAAGGAUGUCACCUGAUAUCUCACUUUUAUGCUGGUAUCAAAUAAAUAUUUAUGUAUUUUAUGUGUAUUA